CAACAUCUCAACCUCACAACCUCUUAAGAUACCACGAUGUACUACGAAGACAUGCUCAAAGAAGUGUUGGGCGCGCAAGUCCUGCGCGGACCCAAUAUGAAGAACGCGCCGGCCUUCUACCGGCGCCUGGAACAGUCCAUGGACGUGGUGCGCGAGCGCCACGCCCUCAACACGACCAAACCACGAUGGCCCGACAGCGUGCUGGACCUGACGACCAGCGACUUCCUGUCGCUCAACCGCACGGGGCGGAUCCGCGAGGAGUUCCAGCGCGAGCUCGCCAGCCGGGGGGAGUUCCGGCUCAGCGCCUCCGGGUCGCGCACGCAGUACGGCAACUACGACUACCUGCUAGAGGUGGAGCGCGAGGUGGCGGCCUUUCACCGUGCGGAGACGGCGUGGAUCGCCCAUUCGGGCCUCCUGGCCAACAUGGCGGUGCUCGAGGCGAUCCCGCUUCCCGGGGACGCGAUCGUGUGGGACGAGCUCUCACACGCGAGCACGAGCCUUGGUAUCAAGCUCAGCGUCGCGGCGCACAAGGUCUCCUUCCAGCACAACAGCGUCGACUCCUUGCGCGAGGUGCUGGCCAGCCUUCGAGACGCCGAUCCGGGGUUCCGCUUCGGCGAGAAGAAUAUCCUGGUUUGCGUCGAGUCGGUGUAUAGCAUGGACGGGGAUAUCUGUCCCCUUCGCGAGUUUGUGCAGGUCGUCAAAGAAAUGUUCCCAGCGGGAAAUGCCCAGUUUCUCAUCGAUGAGGCGCAUAGUAGUGGAGUAUUGGGGCCGAAGGGGGCGGGCUUGGUCCAAUUGCUGGGGUUGGAGAAAGAGAUUGCUAUCCGGGUCCACGUCUGCAGUAAGGCGCUUGGGGCGACGGGAGGUGUGAUCUUGUGCAAUAGAACGGUGCGCAGCGCUCUCGUGAACUCAGCGCGAUCCUUGACAUACAGCGGUGCGCCGUCGGUGCCGAUGGUGGCCUCUAUCCGCGCGGGCUAUCAGCUGCUGAUGAGUGGCGAGACCCAGAAGGAACAAGCCGCCAUCCAGACCAUUGUGAAAUAUUUCUUGCAGACCCUCCUGGAUCAUCCCAUCUGGGGAGAAGGUAUGGACGAGGGUCUUCUCGAUGUCCCCCUCGCCGAGGGCUGGGAAGACCGAGCCUUCCACAGUCACAUCGUGCCAUUGCGGACUAGAAAUGGUCACGAGCACUACCUGUUCGCCCACCUGGCCAUGUCGAACAUGAACGCUUACGCCAUCUCGUACCCCAUUGUACCCAAGGGAACGGGCCGCAUCCGGCUCGUGUUCCAUGCUCAUAAUACCGAGAAGGAGGUGGAUCAACUGGUGCAAACGGUGGCGGACUGGGUGACGGAGAUGCUGGAGCUGCAGCGCAGUGGAUCAAAGCAUGCUGUUCCGAGGGCGGCGAGGGUGGCAUACUCCAUGGGAUUGUCGAGCUAGUAGUAACUUA
Molecule: messenger RNA, 1438 nt
Organism: Aspergillus fijiensis CBS 313.89
Lineage: Eukaryota; Fungi; Ascomycota; Eurotiomycetes; Eurotiales; Aspergillaceae
Product: aminoacyl transferase sphA
Exons: 3
Coding region: 37-1428 (463 amino acids)
Biological process (GO): biosynthetic process
Molecular function (GO): pyridoxal phosphate binding
Source: RefSeq, a predicted model, not a curated record